Molecule: messenger RNA, 2127 nt
Organism: Dreissena polymorpha
Lineage: Eukaryota; Metazoa; Mollusca; Bivalvia; Myida; Dreissenidae
Product: kelch-like protein 38
Exons: 3
Coding region: 30-407 (125 amino acids)
Molecular function (GO): protein binding
Source: RefSeq, a predicted model, not a curated record
ACGAAGACAUUGGAAAUCGAAAACAAAACAUGGAGUUUGGAGAGUCAUGUGAACCCGAUUAUAUUCAAGAUGUACUUCAACAGCAAGUAGAAGAACAGAGUGUUGUGUGCGAUAUUAAGGUCAUAGCUAAGACAUGGGAAAAGCGAUAUCAUCUUCAUGUUCUGAUUGCAAGUCCAUUCUUUCAGCAUGUGUUUGACCACAAUUUUCAAGAGCAAAGUGAAGGCGCAGUGCAAAUGCACAUAGGCACCCCAGCAACAAUAGAUAUGGCGCUUAUGUUUUUGUAUGGGAAGGAGCCUCAACUUAACAUUGACAACAUCGGUGAGGUUCUAGGAAUAGCGGAGUUCUUAUUGCUACCGACGUUAAAAACGUUUUGUGUUCUGUGGCUUAAAAAAAACAAAAAAAUCUGAAAAUAAUAUUGUCCGUAUCCUUGAAAUGUGUUGUCUUUAUGAAUUUAAAAUUGAUGGGGUGGAAGAAUUUAUUGAGCAAAGAUUGUUGACGUUGUUGGAUGGCGACCGGCUACUAUCUCUAACGCCAGAUUCAGUAAUGAUGUUACUCUACGACGAUCGUCUCUCAUAUGUUCCAGUUGAAUUAAAACUUCGUUUUGUAUUACAAUGGAUUCAAAAAAGAAGUAUUACAGGGUCGAGUCAAAUCAACACUUUGAUGUCGAUGAUUGAUUUGUCCAGAGUAAAACUAAGUCACGAAGUAUCCUUUCAGCAAUUAGUUCCAUGCCUGGUUACGUGCGUAGUCGAUGUUUCGUAUGUAACAAACACGAAUACUUAUUGCACGAAAGUAGCAGUGUACUGUAUUGAAAAACAGCAAUGGUACAACGUGCGACUGCCAUACCCAACUCAGCAUUUUCUGCAAAUAUAUACCGACACAUCAACAAAUGCGUGUUACGCUCUUUGCUACAAUAAUGUUUUAAAUUGCGUUGAUAUCCAAGACAUUGUAAACAGGACAUCAGUAAGUAUUCCACUCGGAGUCGAAGUCAUUGCGCUUAGGGUUUUGACGAGGAAAGCUAUUUUUAAAAAUGGCUUCUGCUUUAUGAUGUUGUAUUGUCCAAGGAAUCGAUCAAUAUUAUUGAUGGGGCAAAUAUUAGAACAAACAGAAUUUUUUCUUCCAACAAAAUUGCAGCCUUGUUAGUGAACGAGAAAAAUAUUGUCAAGCUAAUUAUAUACGAUCUCGCCGCAUGCAUGAUAUGUACCGUUUCACAAGUAUACACAACAUUAAAUAGUGUUACUGUAUAUGGGAUAGAACAUGGCUUUGCAAUACUCGAUGGAAAUCGUAUACAAAUAAUAAGGAAUCAACACGGUUCAAAUUCUAAUGCCACGUUUGUUGUGACAGAAAUAGUGCGAUCAUCGAAUUUCGUUUAUCAUUUCGUAGAUAACACAUGUUACCGAUUCCAAUCAGGAAGGAACACACUCGAAAAAAUUGAUAUACACAAAUUUCUUGAUACUUCAAAUGACUGGAGAAGGAUUGAAAUUCCACGAGGUUUAGAAUUUGGGACAUCGUCUCUACAAAAUCUGUUUUGGGUGAAUUUUCCCGCGCGCUUACUCAAGUGUCAUUACUCUUGUCCACAUUGUAUUCGGUUAGAUAAAGAAGAGCUAUAAACACCAAAGGCGUUUGUUACGCUUCUCCACAGCACAACCACGUUCAGACAGCGAGAGCGAUUGUAAUACAAAUAGCGAUACCGACUCAGAUAGUUGACCCUUCGUUGUACACACGACGCAAUGGUGAUAUGCCAUGUAGUGUAUGUUUUGCAAUUUAAGUGCAAUUAUAACGUGUCUUAUGUAUGACUUAUAUGUAUGGAAAAAUGCAGUGAGGACAUUUUGUAAAAAAAGGAUAAGUUUUUGAAUAUAGCACUACAGUAUAUACUGAUUAAGAUAAACAAUAUUUACAUUUGAAACUUACUUGCUUUAAAUGUGUUUUCCUCAUAACCUACAAGUACCAUUUUCUGACGAAUUGAUUAACAUGUACAUGAACGUUUAUGUGAGUACAAACUCUUGUGAUCGUGAUGUUUUGUCGGUACUUAACAUUUGAUAGCAAACUCAUAUAUUAAGGUUUGUUAACUUUCUUGUAAGAGAUUUGUUCUUUUAAUUCAUGGACAUAAAUGUUUUUUAAUUUUUCUAU